AUGCACCCCAUCUGGGAACAUUUCUCCCCAUUUCAGCUUCUGCCUGGGAACCAACAAGUGCUCAAGGCGAUGGCCGUUGCGUUGAGGCUUCUGCUAGCGCUAGCAGUUACAGUGCAUUACGCAGCUGCGGGGCCUGAGUAUUACAAUCCAUGGUACAUCAUCAACAUUGCGACCGUCGUCUCCAUGUCCGAUGAAAGAGAGCAAGCAAAUUCGUCGUCUUCAGUGAUUGAAGACUUUGGGGAGCGACUCGAUGUGGUGCUAGUAGGCAAAGAUUCAAUCUCGGACGCUUGGAAUGACGCUGCAGAUGGCUACGCCGUCGCAGCUAACAAUAAGAUUCUGUACCAGACAGCGAGCUGGUCCCUAAUUGAAGACGGAACGCAGGGUGGCAAGUUUUCGUCGUUCUGGGCACGAUUCCAGGCUGUUAACGCUAAUGCUUCGUUCAUGUCGAUGUGCGCUAUGAUGGCGGAGUGGGACAGCUCGUGGAAGGAGAACAAGGCGGUUCUGUCGGCUGUCGACGUUAUGGAUCGUCUAGACAGCAAAUGCGAGGAGAACGACACCAUCGCUCUAGCUUUCAACACUGCGGUCUCGGAUAAUGCGGUGCGCUAUUUACAGGGGGAAAUCGCAGUCAAUGGCGUCAUUUCUCCAUUCAUGAUGCACAAGGUGGAGAGCUCAAAGAUUCCUGAAGCCGCUGACCGUUUGUUCGUCCGUCUAGCCGAUGGACUUUGCCCUCGAGACGAGUCGGCCAAAGCAUUAUCUUCUCAAAUGCAAUCGGAAGUCCCAUUGAUAAGCCUCUUCAGAGGUGAAGUAUGUGCUCCUUUCUUCGGCCCUAAAAACUCGCAGACAUCGAACGAAGAGAGUGAUCACAACGAUUCAGACUGGAAGGGAGAUCUUCGGUUCAUCAUUCCUGUUGGUGCAUGCGUCUUCGUGCUCGGAUGCGCUGGCUUGGUCUACCUUUUACGAAGAAACAAGAAGGAGUCUACCAAAUCCGAGACGGCGGAAACCCCCAAGGAAGAAGACAAGCAGGAUCCUUCCAGUCUACCUUACGUGCUUUCUCGAAAUUCUUCUAUCUCGGAUGUGAGGAGUGAUGCUGCUCCUGCUGGCUAUGCUGCCGCCGCUGACGAUCGAGUCCUGUAUCAAAGAGCAACCUGGGCAUUACGUGAAGAAGGAGCUCAGUACGAGCAGGUAUCGACGUUCUGGGCAAUAUUUCAUGUAGCGAACUCUUCAGCUUCGGUGUCAUCACCUCUGCUGAUUUGCUUUAUGGUAGUGGAGUGGGAAGCCAGUUCUUGGUCAGAAAGCAAUGCAGCCCAAGACGCCGUCGAGAUUGUGGAUCGAGUGCAGAAUAACUGCGGUAAGAACGAUACCAUUAUUCUGGCGUUCACUUCUGCCGUCACGGAUACCGUAGCUGAGUAUCUGGAGGGGAAAUCUGCUGUGAACGAUACCGUGGCACCGAUCACACUUCAAAACGUAGAAGGCUUCCAUCUUCUUGAUACAGAGCAAGAAGCAUCAACGCGCGAAUUUCUUUUCGUUCGACUUGGCGGCAGCACUUGUAUUGGAGACGCAUUAGCAGGAGGGCCAUCGGAUUCGUUGAGCAGCUCAAAUUCCAUGGUUAUGAGCCUUUACACAGGGGAUUAUUGCAACGAACUGGAGCAGAUACGACCCAAUGUAUCUGAUGACGAUAAUGAUCCCGAUGACUCGGAUUGA
Molecule: messenger RNA, 1701 nt
Organism: Phytophthora nicotianae INRA-310
Lineage: Eukaryota; Oomycota; Peronosporomycetes; Peronosporales; Peronosporaceae
Exons: 2
Coding region: 1-1701 (566 amino acids)
Source: RefSeq, a predicted model, not a curated record